Molecule: messenger RNA, 1606 nt
Organism: Drosophila novamexicana
Lineage: Eukaryota; Metazoa; Arthropoda; Insecta; Diptera; Drosophilidae
Product: anaphase-promoting complex subunit 6-like
Exons: 1
Coding region: 123-1100 (325 amino acids)
Molecular function (GO): protein binding
Source: RefSeq, a predicted model, not a curated record
GUUUAAGAAACAACCAGAUUAAAGGCUUACACACAAUUUUCCGUAAUAAAUUACAUAAAAUAGCAGACGGGUUGCAUAAAUCAUUUCUACGUGGACUGUCCGACAAACUCAAUCCAUUUUAGAUGCACAUUCCAGUUGCCGUUUGUAAGAUGCGCAAGUUGCAGAUCCAAGUCCUGACCCGUGACGGUCGUAAAAACAUAUAUGAGACCGAUCGCUCCCGGAACGUGGCCGAUUUAAAGAAGCGCAUUGGUCGCAGCAUGAACGUACCGAUGGCAUUCAGCAGGCUGACAUAUAAGGGACGCUUGCUGACCAACGACAGCAUCCUGGAGGAUGAGGGCGUGAAGCGCAUGUCCACGCUGGAGUUAUACUGGCAGCCAUUGGUGCUGACGCCCAAGCAGUAUCGUGAAAAGGAGCUCGAACUGGACAAGCUCGACCAAAAACAGCGUCACGUAUCGCGCAUUGCCGAGAACUAUGAGCAGACUGUUAAGAAGGGCGGGCACGAGCGUACACCCAGUGGACUACGUCGGACACGGGAUCAUCUGAGGGUGAAGCGUUCGCUUAGCGCGGAUGAUAUGAAGCUGUCCACAAACAGUUUUAUAAGGCAGCCGGAACGAAAGAUCGAGGAAUGUGUGCAGGAGGAGGAGCAGAGCUCCACAUCUUCUGACGAGCUGGACUUUCUGGCCGCCUACUGGUGUUGCUCCAAGAGUACCGUCAAGAAAAAUCGCCAGUCAACGGAUCCAAAUGUGCUGAAAUACGCCGAUGUCGAUGCCGAUGACGAUGUCGAUGUCGAUGCCGAUGCCGAUCUGAGGGCAGAUGCUAAGCAACUAGAUGCUAAUUGUGACUUGAAGAGUUCCGUCUCCGGCACAGCCUUUCCAUGCAACAAGAACAGCAGCAGCAGCAACAAUAACAACAAGAACAGCAAGAACAGCAAGAAGAACAACAACAACUUGCCCAAAGACGAUGAUCUGUUGGAAGAUCUACAACGCUGUCUGAGCUGCAAGCACCAGCCAUUCCGCAACGGAUUACGCCUGGCAGCUGGCCGCAUGUCGCGCAGCAUCAUUUCCAAUAUCAGGAAGAACCAAAAGAAUUGCAAGAAAUAAAAAAAAAAACAAAAAAAAAAAAGCCACGCGGCAACCAGAAACUGGCCCACAGUUUGGAUCAGGAAUUGGACAAAUUGUUGACUUUAAUUUUUUUUUUCCUUUUAGUUACUUUUUGGUUUUGGUUCUGAUUCAAUUGACAAAAUUUUAAUCUGUACGCCUAGCAAAGUGCAGCACAUCAAAAAAAGUCAAUUAUUUUCAGUUAUUUCAAAAUUUUCGUCAUAUCCAUGAUAAAUAUGCAAGCUGAGCAGAAACGGAUGUACAUAAACAUUACGAUAUUCGAAACUAUUCCAAAAGAGGGCAACAUAUACAUAUACCCAACAAGUCCAAAGACCGACAAAUACCAAAUGAUUUACUAACAACAGUUAACAUUAUUAUUGAUAUUAUUAUUUCAAGUUCAACUCAAUCGAUCCAAUAUUAGUACAUAUACAUAUUGUACGUAUUUACGGUUAGACACAUAAUACCAUUGCUGCCAAAAUUUGAUUACCACGAUUAAAAAUAGCUUGAAA